Messenger RNA from Phascolarctos cinereus (koala), 5599 nucleotides. It is a transcript of the gene SNX33, whose product is annotated as sorting nexin 33. Gene Ontology annotation, cellular component: plasma membrane; cytoplasmic vesicle. The record is from RefSeq and is a predicted model, not a curated record. Gene Ontology annotation, biological process: endosomal transport; mitotic cytokinesis; plasma membrane tubulation. NCBI's taxonomy places the organism in Eukaryota, Metazoa, Chordata, Mammalia, Diprotodontia, Phascolarctidae. Gene Ontology annotation, molecular function: phosphatidylinositol binding; protein binding.
CCCGUGGCUGCCUCUAGAGGGCGCCCGGGAGGCCGGUUUACCAGUCUCCCUUUGCCCGCUCCCGACGCUUCGUUCCCGAGCUGAGCAAACUUUUGGAGUUUCUCCUCCUCUUGCGUCAUGGAAAAGGUUGGAGGGUGACCCGGACAGUGGGAGGCGAGGAGCCGGGCGAGCGCCCCUGGUCUAGCGGCCCAGCCCCAGAACCGGUGUGGGUGUGUGGGUUGCUACUCUGCGAGACCGUGGGGAGGCUGGGCUCACUCUCGAUCCCGGACUGGGCAGAUCGGCCUAGAGAGCCCAGGCAGACGGACGGACACCUCCUCCUCGCCGGCAGCGCCAGCUCGCAGGAGCUCGAGGGCCAGCUGCCUUCCUGAGGCUCCUGCAGCUGCUCAAAGUUCCCGCGGGGCACCCGAAGCCGGAGCGCCGGCCCUCUUUUCGCCACUCCCAGCCCUUCGGACCUCGCAGCUCCUGUUUCUCCUUCCACCUAGUAGCCUUCCUGGAGCGGGUGCCCGAGUCCUCGGCCUCUACGAGGGAGAGAGUAGGGGCGUGCUUGGGUGUGUUUGUGGAUGUGUGGUUACAAGAUGGAGUGAAGGGAGCCCCAGUGCCACCCGCGCGCCUCGAGGGCUGCGAGCGCAGGUGGGCCUCUGAGUUGGGGCCACCCUGCUUCCCGGGCGCUGCGCCGGGGACUGCAUCCCUCUCUCCUUCCCAUCCCUCGGUCCAAACGGAAGUGCCUCUGUUUUUGCUGAACUCCUCUGGCGGCUUUCUCUCCUCCGCCCUCCCUGCGACUCUCCCUCUCUUCGUCCAUCCUUCUCUCCCUCCCUCCCUCUCCAAUCAGCCCUCCCCCUCUGGACACAAGAACCCGGAAUAGCAUUUUUUUUUUUAAAACUAGCCUCUUGUAGUCGUUGCAGUUGAUUGCUGAGGUGCCUCUCAGUCCUGGGAGGUUUGCCGAUCGCUGCCCAGCCGGGACUCGGAGAGAAGCCAACAGGAUCACACUUCAUUCCCAACUCUUCUGCCUUUUUUUUUUUUUUUGAGAAAUACCGCUCUGCGUGUGUGUCUGCGUGUUUGUGAGUGUGAAAUUUGCGUUUUGUUCCCGUCGGCGCGGAUCUGGGGGAGAGCUCUUGUAGCCACUGUGGGUGGUUUGUGUUUUGUGGGUUGGUUUGUGUUUUAAUGAUUGAUUUUAUCCGGUGCUUUCCUCCGCGUCCUCUGCUGUCGCUCCUAGUUUCUGGCUCUUCGCUUUGAGUCAGUUUCAGGCGGGUGGAAACUGACCAAGAAUUAAGCAAACAAAAGAUUCCAAAAGAAUCCUGGCUGAGGGGUUCCUCCACUACCUUUUUGAUUCCUCUCAGCCUCCCUCCGCAGGCAGUGAGGAGGGUUGUUUUUUGGGGGGUGGGGAGGGUGGAGAGGGAGGACAAGUGUUCGAGCCAAGGGUUCGGGGCCCAAAGAAACUUCCCCAAGACCCUCCUUUUUCUCUGAAUCUAGGUUUGCUUCAUGUUCUGUUUUGAAUUGAAAGUUCACGUGAAUUUUCCCGAGGUCUUGUGUAAGCCUUGGAUUGUUGUUGUUUUCUUUUCCCCCGGAUCUUGUUGGGAAGCGGGAGGGAGGUGUCCACCCUUGGAUUUAUUUCAGCCUUGUUAGGUUUUCCUUUUGCCCCUCUUGGGCUUUUUGGAAUUUUUUUAAACCUAGUUCCUAAGUAGAGAAAAGGGAAGAAAGCAAAAAAUCCUUAAGUAUCCCGCACAAGAAAACCAACCAGUGAGUAACUUUUGGAGGGAGCUGUUAGUUGCUUUUCAUUUUAAACUAUUUUUUUUCUUGGGGCACUGUUCUCACUUAAAGUACCUUCUUUGGCCUCCUGGCCCCUGUUUUACAGUGCUGGUAUCUAGGUGUGAUUUUUUUUUUCCUUUUGGGAGGCUUAGGGAGGAAAGAGAUGUAAAAUUGCAGCCCAGAGCAGGCUGUGGGAAAACAAGAGGCCAGAUGGAGACCGUGAGAUGAGUACCUAAUAGGUGAUGGUGUCCUGGCAGGACCCACUUCUCUGGCCUGUAUUGUCACCUCGAACCAAACCAGAGCCUUACUGGAACAGACUGUUUGAACCCCUCUCUGGGCUAUGUCACUUUCCACCAAGGGAGUAAGACUGUGUGGAAUGCAAGGGCCAUACUUGAAUUUCUGGCCUGUGUUGAGGGUAAAGGGGCAAGAUUGUCGUGAAUCCUUGACAACUGUGUGUGUGUGUUUCUGGAUGUGCAUGUCAGAAGGUCCUGUCUUUACUUAAGUUUACUUGGGAUCUGAGCUGCACCCUCUUCCUCUCUGCCUUUCCCCUAGACUUUCCUUCCCUAUCAAAAAAACAAAACAAAACCCAACCCCAACCAUGGCAUUGAAAGGCCGAGCACUUUAUGACUUCCAGAGUGAAAACAAAGAGGAGAUCAGCAUCCAACAGGAUGAGGAGCUGGUGGUCUUCAGCGAGACCUCCUUGGAUGGCUGGCUGCAGGGGAAGAACAGCCGGGGGGAGACCGGGCUCUUCCCUGCCUCCUACGUGGAGAUCCUCCGAUCUCGUUGUGAUUCCAACUAUACAGACUAUUCAAACAGCCCAGCCAGCUGUCCUAGCAAUGAGACUUCUUUCUACGUCACCCCUGUGGUCAACACAGGCAUCAUGUCUCACCAGGGCAGCUUCGAGGAUGAUGAUGAGGACUGGGAUGAUUGGGAUGAUGGGGGCACCGUGGUGGAGGAGCCACGGGGUGUUGGGCUGGGUACCAACGGGCACCCCCCUCUCAACCUGUCCUAUCCCGGUGCCUAUCCCAACCAACAUAUUAGCUUCCGACCCAAGCUACCCCUAGAGCGCCAGGACAGCACCGCCUCUGGCAAGCGGGGUAGCGUGGUCGGGCGAAAUCUGAACCGCUUCUCCUGUUUUGUUCGCUCGGGUGUGGAAGCCUUUAUCCUGGGCGAUGUGCCCAUGAUGGCCAAGAUCGCUGAGGCCUACUACAUUGAAAUGGGUCCCAAAGGCCCUCAGUGGAAGGCCAGCCCUCACCCCUUUGCCUGCUCUGUGGAAGACCCCACCAAGCAGACCAAAUUCAAGGGGAUCAAAAGCUACAUCUCCUAUAAACUCACACCCAGCCACGUGGGCUCGCCCGUCUACCGGCGCUACAAGCAUUUCGACUGGCUCUACAACAGGUUGCUGCACAAGUUCACAGUGAUCUCAGUGCCCCACCUGCCCGAGAAGCAGGCCACGGGCCGCUUCGAGGAGGACUUCAUCGAGAAACGCAAGCGCAGGCUGAUCCUGUGGAUGGACCACAUGACCAGCCACCCGGUGCUGUCCCAGUACGAGGGCUUCCAGCACUUCCUCAGCUGCCUGGACGACAAGCAGUGGAAGAUGGGCAAGCGACGGGCGGAGAAGGAUGAGAUGGUGGGGGCCAGCUUCCUCCUGACCUUCCAGAUCCCCACUGAGCACCAGGACCUCCAGGAUGUGGAGGACCGCGUGGACGCCUUCAAGGCCUUCAGCAAGAAGAUGGACGAUAGUGUGCUGCAGCUCGCCAACGUGGCCUCGGAGCUCGUGCGCAAGCACAUUGGGGGCUUCCGGAAGGAGUUCCAGAAGCUGGGCAAUGCCUUCCAGGCCAUCAGCUACUCCUUCCAGCUGGACCCCCCCUACAGCUCGGACGCCCUCAACAAUGCCAUCUCCCACACAGGCAAGACCUACGAGACCGUGGGUGAGAUGUUUGCUGAGCAACCCAAGAAUGACCUCUUCCAGAUGCUGGACCGCCUCUCCCUCUACCAGGGCCUGCUCUCCAAUUUUCCUGACAUUAUCCACCUGCAGAAAGGUGCCUUCGCCAAGGUCAAAGAGAGCCAGCGCAUGAGCGACGAGGGCAAGAUGGACCAGGACGAGGCCGACGGGAUCCGCAAGCGCUGCCGUGUGGUGGGCUUCGCCCUGCAGGCCGAGAUGAACCACUUCCACGAGCGUCGGGUACUGGACUUCAAGCACAUGAUGCAGUCCUACCUGCGGCAGCAGAUUCUCUUUUACCAGCGGGUCAGCCAGCAGCUGGAGCAGACCUUGCGCAUGUAUGACAGCCUCUAACCCUGUCUCCUUUGCCUCUCCGGCUGAGCCUCUGCUCCAGCCUUCCCCUCCCCUAGUGCAGGCCUCAGCGGCACAGAUGUCUGCUCAGGUAGAGAGAGAGCCUCCAGGGCUUCCUCAGAAGGAUGGCCGAGUCCCACUUUCCCCUGUUCCUUUUGUACGGUUAACCAGUCCCUCUCCCCCUCUCCUUUGUAGGUGUAUGUCUGCCCGAGGGUGGUCUGACUUCAUGGGGUGGGUUUAGAGGAAAUCAGUCCCCUUCUGGGAGGCUCUCACAGUGACUGCCUUGAUCCCCAGCUAGAGCAGGGCCCGUGUCUCCCUGCUUUGAAAAAGGGACCAGAGUAGGGCGAGAGGGAUCUGGUUUCUAGCUUUGAGUGACCCGGCUUCCUCAUCAUGGGAAGUGGGAGCAGAGGCAGAUAGGGGAGAGGGAGCCUUUGGAGACCAAAGGCCGUGGUGGCCUAGAGAGAGAACCCAGGAGAGCCUGUUCCCCAGCCCUAAAUCCUUACCUAAAUAAAAUAUCAGGACCCUGUGAAGCAGGGUCAUUCCUAGACAUCCCUGGAUAGGGUUAUGGGGCAAAUCCAAGCAUCCCCUUCUUUCUGCUGAAAACCUUAGGGCUUCUUCACCUGUCUUCCCCCUGAACCACAGCCACUGUCUACUCAUGGCACAGAUUCUGGCUGUUGGCUUCCCUUUGUGAUAGGGAAUCUAGCCAAAGCCUAGAGGAGGGAUGAAGACUGGGGGCCGAGAUAGCUGCCCAGUCUCUAACUCUACCUUUUUGUAGUCCUGUUCCUGCUGGCCAGUGGGUCAGGGGACACUGCAAUCCCUCCUAACACCAGGUCCCUUGGUGGGGUUUUACCAGGGGCCCCUAAGGCCCAGGUGAGGUCUUUCCCUGGUUUGACCCCAUCCUUCUUACCUCCCACCCCCCCAAAGUUAUGAGGCCCCCUGUGGGAGCUGCCUGGGCACUAGCCCGGAUCGACAUGCUUGGCAGUCUUCUGCAUCCUGAACCCAUGCUCCAAACCCAUAGAUAACCCUGGCUCUUACUCUGGAACUGAACUUCCCUGAUAUUUGUGCCCACCAGCAUAUAACCUAUGAGAUCAGGGCCCAGAUAGCGUAGAUUCCACAAGGCCUUAAAAGACCCCUUGAGUGCCUUUUGAUCCCCUUAAACCUCAAGCAUGGAGAGGAGCUGCCAGCUCUGCCUGCUGGUGAAUGGCAGAGAAUCUGUGGGACAGAAGGGAAGGGCAGGGGAGCUCAUCUCCCCUUGGAGCCCUGCUGGCUCCCGUCCCCUCUUCUUGCACGCACUGUGAUGCCAGCCUGGCCUCCUUGAGGCUCGGCAGAGAUGGCUCUGGUCGUUGUUUACAUCCCAGUGGGAGCUGCCCACACACCCUGUUGGUUUUGGGGGGUAGAGAGGGGGGAGGGGUGCCACCUGACAGUGGCCACACAGGCAGAUGUGGGCCACAGCUUGGGGUGCCCCUGUAGGCCUCAGACAGCCCCUCUCGCUUUUGUUUGUUUUUUUUUUCUCAAAAGAACUUUUACAAUUAAAACAGCAGAGUCACAUUUUUUUCUUAA